CACGUGCUGCUUUGAUCGUAAAGGUACACACGAUAAUGUUCCAGGGAUGAAGGCGCUCAUGGUUGAUGUGGUACGCGACACGCGUUGACUCGUGACAGCACAUCUCUGUGCGUCAUUGAGCCCUUCCAACAGAGCUUCCAUUGCUGAACAGUCGACAAAAUCUCCCGAAUGUCAACGAGAUGGAUGAGAGCUUGUCUUAGUGGCGCGGAACCGGAGCCGCCUACCAAAACACGCUAAACGCGACGGCACGUGAAAGCAUCACGUGAAAAGUUCUAUGCUCCACAUGUUGGAACAAAAUCCCAAGGUUAUAUCAAUUGAUUGUUCAGUCGCCAAAGUAUACUCGAAUACUCUGUUCAGCUUCAUAUGUUCUAUUGAUAUUCGACUAGUGGUGUGGUACAUAUGUAUGUAUUCAGCAAUAGCGAGCACUAAAGAUCGUUGACCCAACAACUUGCAGCACUCAAUUCCCAUGAAUCCGAAUAGUCUUGCGUGAGAGCUAUGCAGAGCAUCUAAAUGAAAAAAAUUCAUCAAGAAUCCACCGGAAAACCAGUACAUUGAAUGUUUGUACAUAUGUCUGUCGACGCAAUGUGACUUGUUCCCUGCUACAGAAGCUUCCGUUAAACCAAGUCACUCGUUGAAGCUUGUCGUCGUAGACUGAUCCAACUCAUUCAUUCAUUCAAAAUGCGCGUCCAACUCGUCGCUACUCUGUUCAUUACUGUCGCUUCGACGGUGGCAGCUAAUAUCAUCUACCCUCGGUCUUCCCUGAACGGGCCUUGCACAGGCAAGGACGGCGCAUCUGGUGUGUGCGUUCCUAGAGCUGAUUGUAAUCGCGACAAUGGCACAUAUAUCGAUAACGCAUGCCCUGGCACCCCCGAGGAUAUCAAGUGCUGUACGAAGCCUCAGUGCCAGCUCGAAGCUAAGAAGGGGGAUUGUCGUUGGGUGGAUAAGUGUACUGGAGGAAAAGAUAUUGUGCAGUGGCUUUGCCCGGGCCCUGAUGCGUUUCGAUGUUGCAUCACCAAUGAUGACACACCGGCGCCAUCUUCUGCUCAACCCAGCGAAAAUCCGACCGAGACUUCAAAGCCUUCAGAGAAGCCGGAGCCUACCAAAAAACCAGAGAAGACUCUUGGGGAGAAGGUCCUAGCAAAAGCACAAGAAGCUGAAGGCAUCCAAUAUCACUGGGCUGGAGGCAACUGUAAGGGACCAACUGGUGGUGGCUACGACUGCUCAGGUCUUGUCUCGUGGGCUGUCUGCCAAGUCACUGGACGUGAUCUUUUCAGUGAAGGCCUACGCGUCACUCGCAGCAUGUAUUGUGCAAGCGAGUCCAAGCUUAAAUAUGACAAGAUCAAGUGGGACGAUCGCCGUGUUGGAGACGCUGUUUUCUUCGGUGGUAAAUGUGACUGCGAAAACAACCCAAGCUCCAUUCAUCAUGUGGGCUUGAUGAUGGAUAGUGGCCACACCAUGUUCAAUGCACUAAAAACUGGCACUAAGAUUCGAGUGGAUAAUUUCAAGAACUGGGAUGAGGCAGCCUGCCCUUACGUUAUUCGCUUCAAAUAG
Molecule: messenger RNA, 1551 nt
Organism: Periconia digitata
Lineage: Eukaryota; Fungi; Ascomycota; Dothideomycetes; Pleosporales; Periconiaceae
Source: the annotation of a GenBank genome assembly